UCCUCUUGAGCUUGUUCGUUAUUCAAAACAAACCUCAUGACGUACUCAAAAACACAACGUUGAUCAACGCAGUUAUGAAGUUCAUUGCUGGUUUCUUGACGCUGCUAUUUCUACCAUCCUCGAUUACAAAACAAUCACUGAACAAAACUACAGAACCGAACAACRUCUUGCCUAAAAUUCCUGUUUACAAAUUUGCAAAAGUAAAAACUAUUUUCCUACGAGAGCCUAAAGCUCCUACCUCUAGAAGAGAAUCAGUGGAYGUUCCUUGGAACCUGACAGGAGUCGACAUUCCAGAGAAACCAGAAAACCUCUCCAAAAGUUUGACAGAAAAAAGGUUAAACUACGAAACAUUGUGGAACAAUGGCUCWCUGACAUUGACCCUGGUUCGAUUAAAUAUAGAAGAAAAAAAUCYCAAACCAAUCAACAAUCAUGUUAGUGAAAACCAUUCCACAGUUGCCCAUGAGGAAGGUGAUAACYUGUUUGAAGCUUUCCUUGCGAAAGAUAUCGCAUCCAUUGUUCCUGAUCAAGAUUUCGUACGUGGGAUGCGGAGAUAUAGGCGAAGGGUAUUUGGCAAAGACAAGCGGGUAAUAAUAGCCCCAAGUCAACUACGCAARAUUCCAUUCUCUGCAGUGGUGAAAAUCUCAACAGGCUGCACAGGAACAUUAAUAUCUCGUAUCCAUGUACUUACUGCGGCUCAUUGUGUUCAUGAUGGUUCAAAUUACAUCAGAAGUAUUAAAAACAUUAAAGUUGGAUUACCAAAACAUAAUGGYAAGAUGCGAUGGAUACAUGUUAAGUACAUCAAGGUACCUCAAGGUUGGACAACUGCGCAAGACUAUGGCUACGACUACGCCGUCAUCAAAUUGGUCCAUCGACAUCGACGCAAAGUCUUGGACGCUGGUUCAAUCAUCCAGUCACGUGGUCGUAUUAAUACGCAUUUCCUCGGUUUUCACCAAGACAAGUCCCCCCCUAAYUCCGUUUGGUAUUCCUUUUGCGCAGCCAAGCCUCUAGACCACGUGAUUGUCAAUCGUUGCGACGCCAAGCCUGGUAGUUCUGGUGCUGGAUUGUAUGUACUAUCGGGCACAGGGACUCAAAUCACUCGGUACAUCGUUGGUGUGCUGUCUGGGUCGGGAACAGUACGGUUUCGUAAUGGCAAGGCAAAGCGGUUUAAUAUCGCUACUAAGCURACUCCUCUGAAGACAGCGCACAUUUGCUCAUGGGCCAAGGCAGCGCCAUCAUGUCGAGGCCACGCCUUCGUAUAAAAGCCAAAGUUAUGUAAGCAAGAUGACGUAACUCAUGUGGUACGUCACUACUCUUAUCACGUGGUUCAGUAUAUUCUUUCUCAGUUACAGUACAAAACGAAAAACAACUGAGAUAAACUUUUUUCCAAAAGGAAUAAAUAUAUCGAUAUAUAAUUAUAUCCUGUAUACAUUUUGAAUUUCACAGCAUCCAUAAUAAAGUACACUUACCUGGAUAUAAACGAUGCAGUGUGCAAAAUUCGAUUUAUGUAAAAAARUAACCUAUUUUAUAUGAGGAAUAUUGGCAUAUUAUGAGAAUAUGUCAUGUUUAUUGUUAUUCAUAUUUGGAUUAAAGUCAUAAUUGAUUCGGUCAUUCGCGAAUGACGGGAAGACU
Exaiptasia diaphana is the source of this 1629-nucleotide messenger RNA. Its product is annotated as serine protease 23. Gene Ontology annotation, biological process: proteolysis. The coding region runs from base 75 to 1259 and encodes 394 amino acids. Lineage: Eukaryota; Metazoa; Cnidaria; Anthozoa; Actiniaria; Aiptasiidae. The transcript has a single exon. The record is from RefSeq and is a predicted model, not a curated record. Gene Ontology annotation, molecular function: serine-type endopeptidase activity.